Siniperca chuatsi (mandarin fish) is the source of this 4918-nucleotide messenger RNA. RefSeq names its product pre-B-cell leukemia transcription factor 1. The transcript has 9 exons. The record is from RefSeq and is a predicted model, not a curated record. Bases 524 to 1813 code for a protein of 429 amino acids. Gene Ontology annotation, molecular function: DNA-binding transcription factor activity, RNA polymerase II-specific; RNA polymerase II cis-regulatory region sequence-specific DNA binding. Gene Ontology annotation, cellular component: nucleus. Gene Ontology annotation, biological process: neuron development; animal organ morphogenesis; brain development. Lineage: Eukaryota; Metazoa; Chordata; Actinopteri; Centrarchiformes; Sinipercidae.
UGGAGAGAGUGAAAUAAAUCCACACUUCUUAUUUCUCACAGCCACAAUUUUUUUUUUUUGGUAAUUUGUCAGGAAGAGUGGGUUUUGGAUCACUGCGCCACAUUACAAGAAAGCGUGCCCUUAGUUCAUGUUAGUAGUAGAAAACCAGCAGCCUCUCUCUCUUUUUUUUUUUACGCACACCCUACUCCAGUGAAGGCAGCAGCAAUUCAGAUCAGAUUUCACAUUCAGCUCCGACCAGCUGAGAGAGAGAGGCAGCCAGAGAGCAGGAGGGCUCGUAGCUCCGCUUUCCCCUCCGGUUCCCCCCCCUUCUGUUCGGCGAGCGCCAGAAAAAGCCCCUGCGAGGAAAAGUGGGCGCGCGGCGCAAAUAUUAAAACACCACCGGGAUUUGUUGUUUCCCCCUCCUUUUUUUUUUUAUUUUUUUAAACAUUUUUUUUUUUUUUUUUUUGCUUUCUUCUUUUUAUGUAUUUUUUGCAGGAUUUCAGCUGCGAGAGCGCCACAGAGCAUUAGAUAGAGAGAAGAAGAGAUGGACGAGCAGCCGCGGUUGAUGCACUCUCACUCGGGGGUAGGCAUGGCAGGGCACCCCGGCCUGCCGCAGCACAUGCAGGAAGGCACCGGAGGGACGGACGGCGACGGAAGAAAACAGGACAUUGGAGACAUUUUACAGCAAAUUAUGACCAUCACGGAUCAAAGUCUGGACGAAGCCCAAGCCAGGAAACACGCUCUGAACUGUCACAGAAUGAAGCCAGCUCUUUUCAAUGUCUUGUGCGAAAUCAAAGAAAAAACAGUGCUGAGUAUCCGCGGCGCCCAGGAGGAGGAGCCCCCGGAUCCCCAGCUCAUGCGGCUGGACAACAUGCUGCUGGCGGAGGGCGUGUCCGGUCCGGAGAAAGGCGGAGGCUCUGCGGCGGCGGCGGCUGCCGCUGCGGCCUCGGGAGGAGCGGGGGCGGACAACUCCGCAGAGCACUCCGACUACAGGGCCAAGCUGUCCCAGAUCCGACAGAUCUACCACACAGAGCUGGAGAAGUAUGAACAGGCAUGUAACGAGUUCACCACCCACGUGAUGAACCUGUUGCGGGAGCAGUCACGCACACGGCCGAUUUCGCCCAAAGAGAUCGAGCGCAUGGUGAACAUCAUCCACCGCAAGUUCAGCUCCAUCCAGAUGCAGCUCAAGCAGAGCACCUGCGAGGCCGUAAUGAUCCUGCGCUCCCGUUUCCUCGAUGCCAGACGGAAAAGACGAAACUUCAACAAGCAGGCAACAGAGAUCCUGAAUGAGUAUUUCUACUCACACCUCAGUAACCCUUACCCGAGCGAGGAGGCUAAAGAAGAGCUGGCAAAGAAGUGUGCCAUCACAGUUGCCCAGGUUUCCAACUGGUUUGGGAAUAAAAGAAUCAGAUACAAGAAAAACAUUGGUAAGUUCCAAGAAGAAGCCAACAUGUACGCUGCGAGAACUGCCGUGAAUGCGGCUAAUGCAUCCUCACAUGGAAGCCAAGCAAAUUCACCCUCAACUCCAAACUCUGCAGGUUCUGCCGGCUCUUUUAACAUGUCAAACUCCGGGGACUUGUUCAUGAGCGUGCAGUCUCUCAAUGGGGACUCGUACCAGGGGGCUCAGGUGGGAGCCAACGUGCAGUCACAGGUGGAUACCCUUCGCCAUGUUAUCAGUCAGACAGGCGGAUACAGUGAAGGACUCACAGCCAACCAGAUGUACAGUCCGCAGGCCAUCAAUGCAAACGGUGGCUGGCAGGAUGCUCCAACCCCCUCAUCAGUGACUUCACCCACAGAAGGACCCGGAAGCGUUCACUCUGACACCUCCAACUGAUCCUCCACCCUCUCACUCCUCCGUCUUCUGCUUCCCAACUUCCUCCGCCACUGCACCCCCAGCCAUAUCUCCCAAAGCUGAAACCCCAUCAGGACUGGACUUGACGUACUGUGUGUAGUCACACAGCGGGACACAGUUGGGGACCGGCAUGACAUUUUCACCAUUACGGACAAAUAUUUCACUUUUCCUCUCUGGACCAUCGCAGCACCGUUAGCAGCCUGCAUAAGGGACUCAUAUCUACACUUCACAGUUUGUACAGUUUCCACUAGAUGUCCAUGUUGCCUCUUUGUAUUUCUCUUACAUUAUAUAUUCACACAGUAGGCACACAGAUAGCAGCGUAAUGCCCCACGUCUUGUAAAUUCAAAUGCUUUCACACUACCUCUAUUCGAAAUAACAACAGAGAGAAAAAACAUCGCUUCGGUUUUACAAAUUUUUAUAAUUAUUGGAAUUUUACUGUGCACCACACCAUGCCCUGUCAUUACACCUCUGUCUUUAUUACAGUUCACAACUUUUGUUUAUCUAUAGUGCCAAAGUUCAACCCUGGAGGUGAAUUUUGAUAAUGUUACAUUACACGUUUUUAUGUCAUGUCCUUACAUCGUCCAUGCCACACUUUGUGAAGUAUUAUUAUGUUAGUCCAGUCAUAUUAGUCCGGUAAUACCCAAGUAUUCAGCCUCGAUUUAUAUAGUUUGUAUUCAGAACCUCUACAACAGACAAUGACAUGUAAGGCGUUUUAUAAUUUAUUGCCAGAGUAGUAGGUUUUCUGCUCAUAUGCAGUACAAUAAUGCAAAGAAUUAACAUAUUAAGUUGCAAAGAGAGUUGAAGUUCUGUCAUGCAUGUUGGCUGCAUCCACAAUAUUCAAAGAAAAAUUGACCUGAAACACAUUAAAUCGAUGACAGCAGCAAUUACGGCACGUCAGUAUGUAUUAAAGCACAAUAACACCUAAUGAUUGAAAGGGUAACAUUUGUAAAUGUCGGACAGAAAACAAUACAGAGGAAAUUUUAGGAUGUAACUAUAGUAGUCAUAUAUAGAAGAAAGAGAGUGUACGUGCAGUACAUUAUCAGACAUUGUCAGUGUGGAUCAGUGAGAUCAAUAUAGCCAAAUACUGCUGGUAACCAAAUCCAAAACAAAAAUUGUAAUUCUGAUUUUAAGGUACCGUGUUGUUGGGAUUUAACACAUUGCAUUGACUUUUCUCGGAAUUUACAUUCACUUUUCAUUUAUGGCAUUAUAUUUGUGUCAUAAUCCUAAGAGCGCGAUGGGACAUUUUGAGCAAAGAAUGGAUUUUUUUUUAGGUUUGCUCAAAUUAAAUGAUUCUUUACAUGAUAAGAAUUUCUCUACAUAUUAAACUUUGCGUGCGAGCAAAAAAUAUGUUUCUGUGCUCGAAAUAUCCCAAUGCACGCUGAGGAUUGUGGCACAAAUAUAACUCCAUGUGCAUUCAGUGCUGAAAAAACUUGAGGUUACUGAUAUCCCGUAACCCCUGUUCUCUGAUAACAUUUGUGAGAAUAUUUGAGAGAGAUCUACAGUGUUUGUAUUUUUUAGUAUUCAAGAGUCCCUUUACUUUUUGUUUUGUUUUAAAAUGACACUAAAAACACCACGCACAUCAACACAAACCAAUCCCAAAUGUGAAAUUAAAUUUGUUGUAUGUACAGUAUAGUAUGUGGUCUAACAUGUAUACAUGAUUAUGACAAUAGUCCUUAUGAGAUAUCAGCAUUUACAUACUUUGAUACCAAAAAAAUGGCAGAAUUUUUAUCCUCUACAUUGGGAUCAGCUUUACUGACGUUUUCUUUUUCCUCUUUUCGUAGGAUUUUAUUACCUAUGUUACUCAGUAUCUCAUAAUGCGCUAGUGCUCUGUAUUCAAAGCCAAAAAAAUGCAGUUGGAAUACAGUAGUGUUUAUAUAAAUUAAAAUGGAAACAAAUACACUGAUGGCACACAAAUCCAGAUAAUGUUUGGAUAUAUUUUUAUGUCUCCAUUUUGUGAAUAACUCAUUUUCCAUUUGAUUUUUAUUUUGCUUUGCUACAGGACUAUGUUUCUUUUUUUUUUUAUGCUACCAUUAUAUGUGAAUUACCCCAAGAAUGCUCUAUAUACAGUAUGUAGAUAUGCACCUUUACUCUUUUUUUGCAUCUUUGAAUUUGGACAGUAGCUAUUUUAACACGGUCUGAUUGAGUUCCUGUUGGAUUUAAGGUGAAAUCGUUAUUUUGUACUCAGACCACGGAAACGAGCCUGCCUCCAAGAUGGCCACUGUCCGAACGAAGGUGACGUGAAAAGUUAGUGUCAACAUUGCCCUCUGACAUUGUUUUUAGCUUAACUGAACCCUUACAGAAAACAAAAUGUAAUCCCGGGAUCCCAACUAGUCACAAUGCAGCCUGAAAACCACAGGUAUUUUUUAACAGUUGUCAGUGUGUUUGUAUUUAUUACACAUGUAUGAAAUCAUGGAUGUUUCAGAGCUACUGUCUGGAGGUCAACCACGGCAUGAUUACAUCAGACAAACUCAUUUGGAUCAUUCAGAGCGGCUCCUCCUUGACUCCCCUGCUCAGUAUUACAGUCGAGAGGCCGAGCACCAUUGAAGUGAUACACAGAACCUGCCUCAGUCGUGUCUUCUGAAGUCAUUGGAGUGAACUGACAGCACUGGCCAUGCAAGGCAAACACAAGGAUUGUUUUUGCACCCCUCAAAAAAACGCUUAACUCUACUUUUCACAUUGCCUGUCAAAUAUUAUCGAAGCUUCAUGUAAUGAUGCUUUUUAGUUUUUGAAUAUAAAAGGAAAAGAGACAUGAAAAGAAAAAUGAACAAUUUGUAAAACAUAAAAUGUUUUAUUUGUUGCAUGUCUUUUUGUUCUUCAAUAAAAUAACGUACUGCAGUGUUUUGAAUGUUAACUUCUUUUUUAUAAGGAUUUCAGAGUGAAAUCGUGGAGCCUUUUUCUUGACAGGUUUUAACUUUUAAGAUCUCUGCGUAUGUAAAAAGGUAUCAAAUGGAAAACUAUUGUCUUUUUAAUUCCAAUUCAAAACAUGUUUUCUGUGGAGAAAAAUAGCUGAAAGGUGUAGGUUUUAUGGUCUCUUAAUUUGUACUGGCAAUGCGUAUCCCAAAUAAAUCGUUUCUUUUGUUGCAUAAA